Molecule: messenger RNA, 2603 nt
Organism: Stylophora pistillata
Lineage: Eukaryota; Metazoa; Cnidaria; Anthozoa; Scleractinia; Pocilloporidae
Product: ubiquitin carboxyl-terminal hydrolase CYLD-like
Biological process (GO): protein phosphorylation
Molecular function (GO): protein kinase activity; ATP binding
Source: RefSeq, a predicted model, not a curated record
UUUUGACUCGCCCGACACAACUCGUAAAAAUACUCAGCGAUACACUACGCAACAAAACUAAUGAAGAUAUAUGUAUUACUUGGAGCAGCAGGGGGAAUCCUAUGACACUAGUCAACCGCAGUAUAUCAGUGUUAAUAAAUAAUCAUAAUAUUUGUGCCUUUCGAGAUUGCAGAGGACUAGAAGUGCAGUUUGGUGCAGUUUGGUGACAGCCGGAAUUUCAAAGGAUUUGCGUGGUGUCUGAAGCCUUCGAACUAAGUUGGAGUUGAACUGAUUACUUCAAACUUGUUGAGCAACCGGGUGAAGGGAAGAAGAAAAUUCCCAAGACAACGGUGCACAAUGGAACAGCGGCCGACAUACUCAGAAGUGAAAUUACAUGAGAAGGAGCUACAACUGAUAGAGAUGACACGGCAGCUAGCAAAUGCCCAGCAACAAUUACAAGAGAAACAUGAACAAUUGACAAGUGUUCGAAGGCAAUUGCAAAUAAAAGAGAGUCAACUGACUGAAAUGCAGGAAAGUCUUUCCACAGCUCAACAUGCCCUAAAUGAACGUCAACACCAGGAGUCACCUGACUGGGUGAUUCCACGAAAUCACAUCCAACUGACUGAUAAGCUCCUCGGCAAAGGAGGAUGGGGAAAGGUUGUGGAAGGGAAGUAUUGCGGUUGUGCUGUUGCAGUGAAAACAAUCCAUGAAUUGAUUCUCUCCCCUCAUAACCGCAGACUGUUUGGGCGAGAAAUGAAGAUUGCCUCAAGAUGCCGUCACCCCUGUUUGCUGCUGUUAAUUGGGGCAACAAACGAUGACGGAAGUCCUGUAUUUAUAACAGAACUCAUGGAAACUAGUUUAAGAGCACUUAUGGAGCAGCGAUCACUUUCUUCGACAGAAAUCUCCUUUAUAUCUUUGGAUGUGGCUUUGGCAUUAAACUACUUGCAUCAGAAACAACCCUUGCCCAUUAUUCAUCGUGACAUCAGUAGCGCAAAUGUGUUGCUAUCCCGUCAAGGUAACCAAUGGCGAGCUAAAGUAUCAGACUACGGAACUGCUAAUUUUAAGCAACACACCAUGACAGUUGCACCAGGGAAUGUGAUCUAUAGUGCCCCUGAGGCACUCUCAAAGAGUCAAACAGUCAAGGUUGAUGUGUACAGCUUCGGUGUUCUUCUGUGUGAGAUGUGUGUCCGAGAACUGCCAGAUCCUGAAAGGCUUAAACAACAAGUUGUUAUGGUUACAAACCAUGAACUGCGAAGUCUCAUUCGGAAAUGUUUGCAGUUAGAACCAGAGGCGAGGCCAAGUAUGGAAGAAAUAAUUACUGAGCUUCAGCCAGAGGAGAGCAGCCAAAUGGUAGUUCCAGCAGAUGAGAGCGGUCAGGAAUACCAAGGCAUACUAUUUCCUUCAGAUCAGAGGAACCAACAAACAGUUCCUUUUAAAGGUGGAGGAAGCCAAAUGACAGUCAACAUUCAUAACUUUGAGGUUGGAUCUAUGGUAGAAGUUCCUGUAGCGGAUGCCGGUUACACCAGAUAUGGUGUCAUUCGCUGGAUUGGAAACCUUCCAUCUAUAAACAAGCUGGCAGCUGGUUUGGAGUUGGAAGAGGAAGAGUCUGCAUGUUCAGAUGGGACUUUUCAUAAAGAAAGAUACUUCACCUGUCCAAGGGGAAGAGGUUUCUUUGUUCUAUUGGAGAAUUGCCGACCAGAUUCCCGGUUUGCUAACUCGUCAACGACUGAUGCCAGUUUAAAUACUGAAAAAGACUUUGUAAGCAUGCGCUCUCCAAAAAUAGAAGGCAUAACCUUGCCUCGUACUACUCUUGAGGAUAGUUACUGUGGCCCCAUGCGCGGCCUCCAAGGUCACCAUUUCUCUUCCUACCUUGACGCCACACUUUUCAGUAUGUUCGCAUUCACAAGUGUGUUGGACACCCUGCUGCAUCGUCGCAGAAAAGAUAAUGAUUUGGAGGAAUAUGAUCAAGUGCAGCGUGUGCUAAGAAACUUGAUUGUCAAUCCUCUGAGAGUGUACGGUUUCGUUCGUGCAGACCGCCUUCUUGCGCUGAGACAACUGCUUGACCGGCUCAGCUCCACAGCGGGCCUAAUAAAUGAAGCAAAAGACCCAGAGGAAUUUUUAAACGCUCUCCUGCAACAAGUAUUAAAAGAGGAUCCAUUCCUUCACUUAAAGCCCCGAGAUGUACAAGAGAAGAAAUGUGAAGGAGCUUUCUUGUACCAAAUAAUAACUGACAAGGAUGAAACGGUGAAAAUUGCUCAGGUCCAAACUAUGUUAGAGCAGUCUUUUAUCUCAGCAGAUCUCUUUCUAUCUGAGGUACCAUCGUGUUUGAUUCUUCAGAUGCCUCGGUUACGUAACAGACUCAAAGUUUACGAGAUGAUUCUACCCAAUCUGCAACUCGACCUCACUUACAUCGUCGAAAAUGGUGCGUGCCACAGGAAUCUCACAUGUAGCUUUACUUUGUCAGAGUCGCUAUCUGGCGACGCAAACUCAUGCAAGAGUCGCAGCAAACAACGGGAGAGAACGCCAAAUGUUAUAUAAAUCAACUCGUGUCACCUAUUGCGCGUUACUACGUCUUUAGUUGUGUGAUUUACAAAGUGUGACGUCAUUUUGCAAAGAGCUUGUUG